Aegilops tauschii subsp. strangulata is the source of this 771-nucleotide messenger RNA. Lineage: Eukaryota; Viridiplantae; Streptophyta; Magnoliopsida; Poales; Poaceae. The record is from RefSeq and is a predicted model, not a curated record.
AUGGCCAGGACCUUGAUGUACAGCAUCUAUCAUCCACCGGAGCGGGUCCGGCGGCGGAUACUCGUCGUCUCCCUGCUGAUCCGAGACCCUACAACCGCCGCUAGGGCCGAGCAGGAGGCAGCCGACAACAACAGCGUCGUGACUGAGCCUAAGGCCGACGAGGAACCUGCGGCGAGGCGGACGCGCAGCCGUCGUGUCGACCGUCUACCGGAAGAGAUCCUGGUGUGGGAGAUCCUCGUGCGCCUUCCGGCCAGGGACAUCCUCCGCUGCCGCGCUGUCUGCCGGUCCUGGCGCCGCCUCGCUUCCGCCCCUGAUUUCCUCUUCGCGCACCACCGGCGCCAGCCGUCGCUCCCCCUGGUCGCGCUCUACAGUGGCACAUACAGUACAAAUAGAGAGGCCGGUCUCCCAAUAUUGGGGCGCGAUCGCGGCCGGCCUGUCCUUGGGUUCGACGACUACAACGACUGCGAUGGCUUCAAGCUGCACUCCGCCUGCGACGGCCUCGUCCUGGUCAGAGGGUCUGACGGUUGCUUCAACAUCUGUAACCCAGCCACGCGUCAGUUUGCUCCACUCCGGAGCCUCGACCACAUCAACCUCAAGAUAGCGGCGCUGUACCUGCACCGCCCAUCGGGCGAGUACCGCAUCCUAUACUGGAAAGAGAGCCACUGGGAUGGGACACGGCACAAAGCAGCUGCCUGGCACAUCCUUACGGUGCAGCGGAGAAGCUUGCCGAAGUGCAUCGGAGUUCCUUCAGAUAACCCUGUAAUUGUGUAA